GGGGUUAGCGCGAUGGCGGCGGGAGGAGCGCGUCCAGGGGUGGUGAUGGGCGCCAUGGAGAUGGGGCGGAGAGCGGGACCUGAGGCCAGCGCCGCGCUGCUCCGCGCUUUCCUGAAGCGGGGGUAUCGGCUCCUGGACACCGCGUACAUGUAUGCGGGCGGAGAGUCGGAGCGUAUCUUGGGCGGACUGUUGGCUGGCGGCACGGAGCCUGUGGAAGUUGCCACCAAAGCCAACCCCUGGGAUGGGAAGACACUGAAGCCUGAGAGUGUACGGUCACAGUUGGACACCUCCCUGGAGAGGCUGAAGAGGACGAGUGUGGAGCUCUUUUACCUUCAUGCUCCUGACCACGGAACCCCGGUGGAGGAGACACUGCGUGCCUGCAAUGAGCUGCACAAAGAAGGGAAGUUUAAAGAACUUGGUCUCUCAAACUACGCAGCAUGGGAGGUCGCUGAAAUCUGCACCAUCUGCAAAUACAACAACUGGGUGAUGCCCACUGUGUACCAGGGAAUGUACAACGCUACAACUCGGCAGGUGGAAGCUGAGCUCUUCCCUUGCCUGAGGCACUUUGGGCUCCGCUUCUAUGCCUACAACCCACUGGCAGGAGGGCUGCUGACCGGGAAGUACAAAUAUGAGGACAAAGACACCCGCCAGCCCACCGGGAGGUUUUUUGGGAAUGACUGGGCUCAAGCCUACAGGGACAGGUACUGGAAAAAGCACAAUUUUGAUGGAAUUGCCCUCGUAGAGAGAGCUCUGAAGGAAGCGUACGGCUCCAACGCCCCCAGCCCGGCCUCAGCAGCCUUGCGGUGGCUGUACCAUCACUCCAAACUGCAGGGUUCUCUUGGUGAUGCAGUGAUCAUUGGGAUGUCCAACCUGGAGCAGCUGGAGCAGAACCUCAACUACAGUGAAGAGGGACCCCUGCUCCCAGCUGUGGUGGAGGCAUUUGACAAAGCCUGGAACCUGAGUGCACAUGACUGCCCCAACUAUUUCCGUUAGGGAAUUGGGGAGGGAAGGGAAGAUGGGGAGGUGGUGGGGGUGGAUAAUGGAGCCAGGAGCCUCCCAAAGCAGAGGAGCAGUGCUGUUCCUUUGAUCAAUGUGCAAAUGGGUUUGUGAUUUUAAUGAAGCUUUGUAGGACCUGCUGCCAGCCCAGAUGUGUUGGGCCAUGCCUUGUUCUCCUUCCCCUCAUGGACCUUCUUCAGCUCUGCACAGUGCACACCCUGACUGAAAUGUCUGAUUGGGGAAAAGGGACACCUAAGGGGAUGAAAGCCUCCCUUCCACUUUAAUAUGGUAAAUCAGUAAAUACAAGAAUAAAAUCUUUUUUUAAUGCA
Messenger RNA from Calypte anna (Anna's hummingbird), 1325 nucleotides. RefSeq names its product aldo-keto reductase family 7 member A2 (gene AKR7A2). The record is from RefSeq and is a predicted model, not a curated record. Gene Ontology annotation, molecular function: oxidoreductase activity. The transcript has 7 exons. NCBI's taxonomy places the organism in Eukaryota, Metazoa, Chordata, Aves, Apodiformes, Trochilidae. The coding region runs from base 13 to 993 and encodes 326 amino acids.